AGUUCAACGGCUGCCAGAUGAAAAUGGAACGAAGCUAGUGAGUCAGCUGUUGAUUCAAUGGCAAAGCGGCUUUCGGAGUUGUAAGUUUAUGUUUUCGUGAUUUAAUUUCGUUAGAAAUUUGUGUGGCAAUUGAAUUUUUAACGUGGUAAGAUGAGUGAUAGCGACAGCGACGACUGGUCUGAAGAAUGGAUCCCUUACAGUCAGCGUAAUGAAUGGGCAGAUGUGACUCCCAUUCUACAAGAUGACGGCGAGCACCCAGUUGUUGCCAUAGCUUACAGCCCCAAAUUUCGCGAAGUCUUUGAUUACUUUCGCGCCAUACUCGCCCAUAAAGAAAAAUCGCAUCGGGCUCUAGAGCUGACAGCAGACGCUCUUCGAUUAAAUCCAGCAAAUUAUACAGUUUGGCAAUACCGGCGGGAUAUAUUGCGGGCGUUGGAUUGUGAUUUGUACGAGGAGUUAGACUACCUAGAUGAAGUUAUACGUGACAACGCGAAGAACUAUCAAGUGUGGCACCAUCGUCGUGUUAUUGUGGAAAUGUUAAAUGAUUCAUCCAAAGAACUAGAGUUGACUGAGGUAGCCUUGCAGCGCGACAACAAAAAUUACCACGCUUGGCAACAUAGACAAUGGGCUAUAAAGACUUUCGAUUUAUUCGACAACGAGCUUUCAUUUGUAGAUCGUCUUAUUGCAGAAGAUAUUCGAAAUAAUUCCGCGUGGAAUCAGCGCUUUUUUGUACUUAAGCAUUUUGGAUUAACGCCAGAAGUAGUGCAACGUGAAAUUCAAUACACAAUGAAUCGCAUUCGCGUUGUAAAAAACAACGAAAGUGCCUGGAAUUAUUUGGGAGGUAUUUUAAGGCAAAGUGAAGAUGGAAUAUUGAAUCAAUACCCUGAGGUUUUAGCAUUUUGUGAAGAAUUAUACACGAGUGGAGUGCGUUCGCCUUAUCUCUUAGCUUUCCUGGUUGAUUUGUAUAGAGAGCAGAGUUUGCAACAAAUUGAUUCAACUGAAUCGGAAGCGCUGUCAAGGAAAGUGUACAGCCUUUGCAGCGACAUGUCUAAAAAGCAUGACAUUGUACGUCGCAAAUAUUGGCAGUACAUUGCGGACCAAUUAAAGUCAAAAUUAUCUGAAAAGUAAACAACCGCAUUGCGCUAUUAUGAGUUUAGUUUUAAGCUGGUAAUUUUGUUCAAAUUUAUAAUAACAUAUAUUUGUGAAAAUACAUGAAUAUUUUAAUCCGUUAA
Messenger RNA from Rhagoletis pomonella (apple maggot), 1229 nucleotides. Its product is annotated as protein farnesyltransferase/geranylgeranyltransferase type-1 subunit alpha-like. Bases 151 to 1125 code for a protein of 324 amino acids. The transcript has 3 exons. Gene Ontology annotation, molecular function: CAAX-protein geranylgeranyltransferase activity; protein farnesyltransferase activity. Gene Ontology annotation, biological process: protein geranylgeranylation; protein farnesylation. Gene Ontology annotation, cellular component: protein farnesyltransferase complex; CAAX-protein geranylgeranyltransferase complex; cytoplasm. NCBI's taxonomy places the organism in Eukaryota, Metazoa, Arthropoda, Insecta, Diptera, Tephritidae. The record is from RefSeq and is a predicted model, not a curated record.